Molecule: messenger RNA, 411 nt
Organism: Aureobasidium subglaciale EXF-2481
Lineage: Eukaryota; Fungi; Ascomycota; Dothideomycetes; Dothideales; Saccotheciaceae
Exons: 4
Coding region: 1-411 (136 amino acids)
Biological process (GO): protein folding
Cellular component (GO): prefoldin complex; cytoplasm
Source: RefSeq, a predicted model, not a curated record
AUGGCCGCCAUGAUGUCGAGACGGAUGCUAUCAAAAGAGGAAGAAGGCGAAGAGACUGAGGUGCGCCGUGAAGAUCAAGACAAGAUCAACCGCUUCAGCACUUUACAUCAGAAAGAGAAACUGUUGCAAGCAGAUCUCAAAACCAAAGAAAAAGAAAAGGAAGACCUAGAAGAAGUCUCAUCAGAACUUGAGCUUGCUGAUGAAGACGAGAAGGUCUCGUACAAGAUCGGAGACUCGUUCUUCCUGCUGCCCCUCCCCGAGGUCCAGGAACUGUUGGCAGCAUCAAUCGACAGAAUCGAUGUAGAUGUGACAGCAGUCGAAGAAAAGUUGAGCGAGCUUCGGGAAGAGAUGCAGCAGCUCAAAACCGCACUGUACGGUCGCUUCGGCCGCAGCAUCAACCUUGAAGCAUAG